AUGGCGGGCGGACGGGACGGGCCUGGGUUAUGUAGGUGUAGUUUUGCACUCCCCUGUAGCAUGUACAUUGUAAAAGGCCCCGGUUGGGUGGUUGGGACGGGCCUGGGAUAUUUUUCACUCUCAUGGAAUCAGGAAGCUCGAUGCUAUCCUGUGCCCGUGAGUCCAGGUGAGAAUAGUGUUCAAGAAGUGACAAAUAAAGCACUUUCUUUUUUGGCCUCGCGCGAGGCCUACACAUCAGGUUUCCUGGUGUUGACCCUGCUGUCACUUCGAGAACAGUUUUCUUUUCUCCUCUACGCACUCCUGUCUCCCAUUCCGCUGUUCAUGGUCUGGAAGGGGCUGCGCGUGUUUGUUCUGGAGAAGUUGGGUGAAUGGAUGAUUGGAUGGGGCCUGGGUGCAAGGAUCCCAGUGUCAUCUGCUCAAACGACCACUUCGGCACAGCAGCCUUUUCCACGACAGAACUGGAAUGGUGGGAGGUUUGGUCGCCAACACGAUGUACUUGACGACGACCUCGACUUCGAUGACGACGACCUCGACUUCGACGACGACAACACCCCCGACGACGACCUUGACGGUGAACUCAACGAUGACAGCGACUUCCACCAUGACUACAACAACACCGACCACGACAACGCCCUCACGAUGCCCUCGAAAAGGCAACGAAUUCGACAGGCCUCGGUUGGGUGGCAGGGACGGGCCUGGGUCCUCAACGACAACGACAACGAGGACGACGACGACGACGACGACAACAACAACAACGACAACUCCGACAACACCUCACAACAGCAACCUCACGACAUCAACUUCACGACACCGACCCCAUACAAUAUCGACAUCGUGAUACCGACUUCAUGACCCCGACAUUGCGACAUUGACACUGACGACGACCUAGAAAAUGCAACAGAAUCGGCAGGCCUCGGUUGGGUGGUAGGGACGGGCCUGGGUCCUUGACAACGCCCUCGACGAUAACACCCUAACGAAGGACUCAACUUCAACGACAAUGACAAAACUCGACGACAACACGACACCAUUACGACGACAACGAUGACGGCAAGGCAACGAAAUUG
This is a messenger RNA of Aspergillus japonicus CBS 114.51, 1064 nucleotides long. RefSeq lists its product as uncharacterized. The record is from RefSeq and is a predicted model, not a curated record. The transcript has 6 exons. Bases 1 to 852 code for a protein of 283 amino acids. NCBI's taxonomy places the organism in Eukaryota, Fungi, Ascomycota, Eurotiomycetes, Eurotiales, Aspergillaceae.